UGCAGCCUGCGGCGUCGGGGCCGUGGCCUCCGCUUUCCGCGCGCCACUCGCUGGGUCCCUGCGCCCAGGGCGCACGGUGGAGACGGACGCGGCGGCGCCAUGGAUCCGGUACCCUCUGCCCGUGCGGAGCUGCAGUCCCCGCUCCUCGCCAACACCUCGGACGCCUACCCCAGCGCCUUCUCCAGCGCGAGCGGCAACGCGUCGGGGCCGCCGGGCGCUCGGAGCGCCUCAUCCCUCGCCCUAGCCAUCGCCAUCACCGCGCUCUACUCUGCUGUGUGCGCCGUGGGGCUGCUGGGCAACGUGCUUGUCAUGUUUGGCAUCGUCCGGUACACUAAGUUGAAGACGGCCACCAACAUCUACAUCUUCAACCUGGCCUUGGCUGAUGCGCUGGCCACCAGCACGCUGCCCUUCCAGAGCGCCAAGUACCUGAUGGAAACGUGGCCGUUCGGAGAGCUGCUGUGCAAGGCGGUGCUGUCCAUUGACUACUACAACAUGUUCACCAGCAUCUUCACCCUCACCAUGAUGAGCGUGGACCGCUACAUCGCCGUCUGCCACCCGGUCAAGGCCUUGGACUUCCGAACGCCUGCCAAGGCCAAGCUGAUCAACAUCUGCAUCUGGGUCCUGGCUUCAGGUGUUGGGGUUCCCAUCAUGGUCAUGGCAGUGACCCGACCGCGGGAUGGAGCCGUGGUAUGCAUGCUCCAGUUCCCCAGCCCCAGCUGGUACUGGGACACGGUGACCAAGAUCUGCGUGUUCCUCUUCGCCUUCGUGGUGCCGAUCCUCAUCAUCACCGUGUGCUAUGGCCUCAUGCUGCUGCGCCUGCGCAGUGUGCGCCUGCUGUCGGGCUCCAAGGAGAAGGACCGCAGCCUGCGGCGCAUCACACGCAUGGUGCUGGUGGUGGUGGGCGCCUUCGUAGUGUGCUGGGCGCCCAUCCACAUCUUCGUCAUCGUCUGGACGCUGGUGGACAUCAAUCGGCGCGACCCACUCGUGGUGGCCGCGCUGCACCUGUGCAUUGCGCUGGGCUACGCCAACAGCAGCCUCAACCCCGUGCUCUAUGCCUUCCUGGACGAGAACUUCAAGCGCUGCUUCCGCCAGCUUUGUCGCGGGCCCUGCGGCCGCCAAGAACCCGGCAGCCUCCGCCGUGGCCGCCAGACCACCGCGCGUGAGCGCGUCACCGCCUGUACCCCCUCCGAUGGCCCUGGCGGUGGUGCUGCCGCCUGACCUCCCGCUAAGCACCCCACCCAAGUGAAGUGACCUGGCGGCCACACCGAGCCCCCUGGGAGGCCCGGGCCACCAUCUGGGCAGCUGGAAUGGGGCCUGCGCAGAGGGGUGGCCUCCGGCAGGGAGGGGACCUGAGGGAUCCUAGGCUAUGGGGUUGGAGGGGUGGGGGCAGAGCUGGCAACUCCAGAGAGAGAGAGUGACACCUGAGGCUCUAAACUGGAUCCAGUGGAGCAGCGCUUCAAGCCUUGGGACAGCCCCAGGCUCUGGCCUUUUGAACACCCAGUUUCAGUCCAAGACCUGAGGAUUCCAGCUCUAGAAACCAGGAGGGGCAGGAAGGAUGGUGGCAGCGAUCUCUGGGCUUUUGUAUUAUGGGGAGCAGACUCUUUUUAGAGAAGGUGAAGAGACCCAACAGGCAGGCAGUCAGGAAGGGCACUUUAGGGUCAGGAGAUAAACGCACCUCCCGGGGCGGGGCAGAGGUGGGGGCCUCAGUUUGGAGAAGAGAACAGACUCUCACCGCGUUCUAACUAACCGACCGACUAAACUCGCUGAGGCUAGGUCCAAUUUAAUUCUUUAUAUAAAGAAUACAAGCUGGGCUGAUGGGCAGGUAUGUGUAAUCCCAGUGAUGCUGGAGGCGCAGGCUGGAGAGUUAAAGGCCAGCCUGGGCACCUGAGUGUCUUAAAAAUAAAAAGUAAAGAGGGUUGGGGGUGUAGCUCAGUGGCAGGGUGUUUGUGUGAGGUUCUGGGAUCAAUGAGACAAAACAAACAAAAAACCCUCCAAACAACAGCAAAAACAAACAAAAAAUAAACCGUAUGGGUGACUCUGAAUUGAAUAGCAUCCAUGGCCUGGCGACUCCGUGGGGCUGAGGACAGGUCGUGGGGCAGAAGCAGUGGCUCACCGAAUACUGGAGCAAGGCCCCCAGAAUCAAGUUCUAACAGGAUCUUUGAGGCUCAGGAAGGAGCGAGAAGGUUCUGGGACUCCAAAACCCAGCAAGCCUUAGUGUCGAGAAACCGAAGUAAAGCCAGAAGGCGGUUCAGGGCUUAGGUGCACUCGUUAUUCUCACAGAGGACGCAGAUUCAGUUCCCAGCCCCCGCCUGGUGGCUCACAACCAUCUCCAGUCCCAGUAAAUCUGAUGCUCUCUUCUGACCUCUGUGGGCACCAGGCACGAACAUGGUGCACACACAUACAUGCAGGAAAAACACUCAUAGACAUAAAAUAAGUCUUUAAAAAAAAACAUGUGGCCAGGCAGUGGUGAUGCAUGCCUUUAAUACCGGGAUGCUGGGGCAGGUCAGCCUGGUCUACAGAGCUAAUUCCAGGACAACUAGGAUGAAAUGCUGUCUCAAAAUAUCAAGACAAACAAAAACAAAAUGGAGCUGGGCAUGGUGGUGCACGCCUUUAAUCCCAGCACCUUGGAGGUAGAGGCAGGAGGAUCUCUUUGAGUUCGAGUCCAGCUUGAUCUGCAGAGUGAGUUCCUGUCUCAAAAACCAAAUGAAAACAAAAGUGUGUGUUUGUUAGAGGAGACUAGAAAGAGAGGCAGGCUUCUGCUUCCAGGUUAGUCGUGGAGCCUGAGGGUGGAUACUUUUGGAGUUCGCUGGGCCCUAGUGUCUGGAUCAGGACUGGAGCCCAGAGAUGCCCCCUUGUUUGAGCACACCACGUGUGGUACCUUAGCGUGAGUGGGGGUUAUCAGAACUACCAAAUACUUGGACCCUGGAUAAGAACCUGGAAGAAUUCCUUCCCCUUCCUCCCCUGCCCAUCAGAUGUCUGGUGUUAGUGGCUCUCAGGGACUGGAGCUGCCCAAGUAGGAGCCAACUUUGAAAGCACUAAGGUAAGAAGGUUUUUUUUUUCUUAUAGCAAUGACGUCGGCAUGGCCCUUUGUUGCCUCUCCGUUUGCCCCCUGGGUCUCUCCUCUGCCCUCGCUGCCCCCUUCAAGCUGCUGAGGGUGGACAUAGGAACGCAUCCAGGCACUCCUGGAUCCCAGCUCCCCUGGAUAUCAUUGUUUCCCUUGUCCCCCGUGCCUCCCCCACUGCCUGAGCAAUCUGCCUGACUCCGUAUUGAAGCAGCCUGCUGACAUCCCUGUAAAAACAAAUUUAAUUCUCUUCCUUUUUUGGGACAGAUGGAAAGAAAUUGACGCCUUUGUCUCAAACAAAAAAAAAAAAAGGAGAGAGACAAUAUACCUCUUUUCUUCUUGACAGCCAUUUCUUUGGAACAAAAGCUGGAGGCUGUCACUCCAGCAAGGACUGAACCAGCUUCCAGGGAGGCAGGAGCUAGGCAAUCGGGGAAGGCUCCCUCGAUGGACAAAGCACAUCCUUUACUCAGUGGGAAGUUCCUAAAAGCCCAGAACCUUGGGAUCUCCGUACCCGGGAUGCGGUGUAAUGGUCACCACUGACAUCAGGCCGGCUCAGCCACCAUAGCCUGCAACCCAGCCACAUAAAUGACCUUUGCCACCCAAAUGGACCAGAGAUUCUGUUUGAGUGUGGUGGUGGUGAGGUGGUCACCACGCAAAAGACGACACUCGCUACUGGAGAAUAGCAAGGGAAGGGGACAAAUACACAGGGGCAGACUCCAGAAGCAGGUGACACAGGAGUAAGGGCUGUGUGUCUUCCUUGCAAGGACUCUAGCGUUGUGUCCCACCCAGGGCAGGCUGUAAAGCUGCUUUAGUUCCCUCAUUGUUCUUGCCUGUGGAAAUGAGAACUCAAUUUAUCUGUCUGUCUGUCUGUCUGUCUGUCUGUCAGUAUGUAUGUAUGUAUGUAUAUAUGUCUGUAUGUCUGUCUGUUUGUGGCCCAGGCUGGUCUUGGACUCCUGAUCUCCCAGCUGGAGCCUCCAGAGUGUAGGUUUUAAAGUUGUUUAAGCAUUGAUUGAUUGAUUGAUUGUGUCUCUGUGGGGGCAUUGCUCCUGCCACAGCGCACAUGUGGAGGUCAGAGGACAGUUUGGGAGAGGUCAUUCUCUCUACCACGUGGGUUUCUAGGAAUUUGAACUCAAGUCAUGAGGCUUGCCAGCAAGGACCUUUAUCCACUGAGCCCAAUUUAAUUUUUUUCUUUUUAUUAUUUGUUUGCAUAUGCGUGUGUUUGUGCGUGUACACACUGGCAAGCUGUGGCACCUCCCAAGUGUUUAGAUUAUAGGCAUGCAUUACCACAUCCAACAAGAUCUGGCUGCUUUUUCCCCCUUUCUGGUACUAACAGACAUUUGUUCUGGAAUCAGCUGAGGCUGGCCCAGACCAUGUGUGGUCAAGGUAAUGUAAGCACACUGAAGUCUUCCUUCACUGGGCACUCUGGGCACUGAGACUCAGAAAUAGUCAGCCAUGCCUCUUCUCUCUGAGAGCUCCAGCCAGUGCUGGGAGGCGAAUCACUCGCAGGGGAUUGCAUGCUUGUGUGACAAGUAGUGGCAACCCCAGAAGGGUGUUCCAGGGAAGUGCCUGUUUAACUAAACACGUUUGCAGCAAUUCUCUAAAAGGUGGCAAAGGGCCAGGGGGUUUUAAAGGAUGCAUAGGAAUUGGCUACCAAGAAGGCAGACAGUGGGGGAAGCAUGGGUAGGUCCACAAGCAUGGCA
Molecule: messenger RNA, 4761 nt
Organism: Chionomys nivalis (European snow vole)
Lineage: Eukaryota; Metazoa; Chordata; Mammalia; Rodentia; Cricetidae
Gene: Oprd1
Product: opioid receptor delta 1
Exons: 3
Coding region: 100-1218 (372 amino acids)
Biological process (GO): G protein-coupled opioid receptor signaling pathway; neuropeptide signaling pathway
Cellular component (GO): membrane; neuron projection
Molecular function (GO): neuropeptide binding; G protein-coupled enkephalin receptor activity
Source: RefSeq, a predicted model, not a curated record